GCAGUGCGCCUGUGCGGCAGCAUUAGCAACUACGGUACUCGAGCACGGCGGCAGCAGGCGCCAGGGGAGAAAAGUAAGCCGCAGCUAGCGCGCCGGAGGAGGAAGAUGGCGGAGCCGGGGCCAGCGCGGACGUCCCCCCCAUACCCACGGGCAUCAGAUAGUGAGCCUACAGGACAAGGACCUCUCUUGCUCUUCUCUUUGUAAAGCACCUCACACAUGUAUGCUGUGGAUGGAUUUCUGAAAACUGAUGAAAGGCAAAGACUAGCCAGGGAAAGAAGAGAAGAAAGGGAAAAAUAUCUUGUUGCCAGAGAGCAGCAAAUCUUAGAAAAAGAAAGGAGAGCAAAACUUCAGUAUGAAAAGCAAAUAGAAGAACGAUGGAGGAAGUUGGAAGAACAGAGGCAGAGGGAGGAACAAAAGAGGGCAGCUGUUGAAGAAAAGAGAAGACAGAAGCUCAGAGAAGAAGAGGAGCGAUUAGAGGCUAUGAUGCGGCGGUCCCUGGAGCGAAGUCAGCAGCUAGAGCAGAAACAGAAGAGAUGGUCAUGGGGAGGAGCACUGGCUGCAGGCUCAGGCGAAAGAAAUGGUGAAUCAGAAAAUACCCCACCCCCUCUAGGUUUAACUGCCAACACCCUUCUUCCAGACCCUGUGGCCUCUGCUGCUGCUGCUGAUCCCUCCAAUGCAUGUGACAAACUUUCAGCUUCUACAAUGAAUCUGCCAAAGCAAAUGGAGUCGCCUAUCAAUAAGCGUCUCUCCUCCUCCACAGCAACAAUAACAUAUUCCCCUGACAGAGCUCAUCGCAUGCACCUUAGUCCAAUGGAAAACUUUAUUAUUUCUCGGCUACUGACUCCCACACAAGCUUCUUUAGCCAGAAGUAGAAGUACCUUAAUACUUUCUGAGCAAUACAAUGAUUCAGUAUUCCAUAUCUGUCCUCGUGUAGCACCAGCUAGCCCUCUUAAAUCUCCUUACAAGCCUUCCCCCACCCGAAGUGCAGACAGAAAGAAGGCAGCUUCUCCUUCCACCUCUGAUGCAAUGAAAGGGGCAACUGCAGCUGAAGUCUCACAGCAUGAGAAGAAAAAGAAAGAGAAGCGACCCACAACAGCUGGCACAUCAUCUGGUUUAGGAUCUCCUCUUAGGAGGUCUGAUUCUCCAGCAGCUAUGUCUAAAAGAUCAGCAUCACCUGCAACCCCCAAAACAAUCACAAAGACUUACCCUCAGUCUCCCAAAACAACGAAACAAUAUCCAGUUUCUCCUGUGAAACACCACAGUGCUUCAAAUCUCAAUCAAGAAACACCUAAAAAAAGGGCGGAAAAACAUAAAGACAAUCAGAGAGAAAACAUGAGUCAGAAAACUCAAGCAUCUCCUGUUAAAGAAGCUGUAAGCCAACCUGUUACUGAAAAAGCUGUGCCUUCUGCAGGAAAGGCUGAAAGCAAUGAAGGGAAACUUGCAGCAGGGACAACAGAUGCUGAGGAAGCAACAAGAAUUCUUGCAGAGAAGAGACGUCAGGCUCGUCUCCAGAAAGAGCAAGAGGAAAAAGAAAGGCAGGAGAGAGAGGAACGUGAAAGGCUAGAGAGAGAAGAGCAGAAAAGGAAGGCAGAAGAAGAGAGGAUUCGACUGGAGGAAGAGGCCCAUAAGAGAGAGGAGAAAAAAAGGCACGAGGAGGAAGAGGCUAGGAGAAGAGCAGAAGAGGAAGCUAAAAGAAGAGCUGAAGAUGACCGCAUACUAAGGGAAAAGCAAGAAAAGGAAUUGCAAGCUAUGAUUGAGACACAGAAAGAAGCAGCAGAAGCAAAGGCUCGGGAAGCAGCAGAACAUCUGCGUUUGGAAAGGGAACAAAUCAUGCAGCAAAUAGAGCAAGAAAGACAAGAGCGAAAGAAGAGAAUUGAUGAAAUAAUGAAAAGGACAAGAAAAAGUGAAACACCAGAUGUGAAGAAGGAAGACUCCAAACCAGAGGUGUUAUCAGCCCUAAAUGUUGACAAACAGCCAAAGCCACUUGCCACUGAUAAGUCACUGAUAAGUCAAGCAGAAAUGAAUGGACUGGCAAACUGUAAAGAAGAUAACAGUCUAGGAUGUGCUGUGCCUGAUUCUUUUCCUCGUGAUGUAUUUUCUAAUGGACUUAAGCCACUCAUGGGCCUUAUUCAACUGAAUACAAUGGCUGGGAAAUCCAAUAGUAUGGAUGAUUCAACAGAUGAAGUUCAGUCUAUGGAUGUGAGUCCUGCUUCAAAAGAAGAACUUAUAUCUAUCCCUGAGUUUUCACCACUGAAUGAAAUGAUGCCUGGUGUUUCUUUGGACCAAAAUGGAUCAAAUAAUGGAAAGGCUCUUCAAGAUCUUCUAGAUUUUACUGGCCAGGCCACUUAUCCAAAGCUGUCAAGUGAAAGCAUUAGCAUAGAUGAUUGUAAUAAAAACUUGAUUGAUGGAUUUAAUAGUCCAGGACAGGAUACAACACUCAAUACCUUGUGUUGAUGAACAUGCUACUACUCUGCGAUAAGGGGAAAUGAUUUGGAGGAUAUAAACACUCCCAAUGCUGCUGUCAGUAAAAUAAGAGCUUGUCAUUUGAAGAAGCUGCUGCAGUCCUCAACACUGGAUAUCCUGUUACUCAGCACUGAAUUUACUGUCUUCCCGUGUGCAUUGUUGAACUACUAGUCAUUUUGUUAAAGAGUGGAAUCUUCAGUUCAGACUGGUUUCAGGGAGCAUUUGCGGGAAUUUUUUUGUUUAGAAUUUGAGCUUCAAGUGCUGAGAAAUGUUGGAUAUUAAAUUUAUGUCUUGCUGGGCUCCUGAGUGAGCGUAUUCAUUGUAAUUGUAAUUGUAAUUUUAUUUACGGUCAUUAGACCAAACAGGGCCUAUUCAUUUAUUUUAAAACAUCAUUUUAAUUUUAUCAUGAAGUGAUCAGGAUUUUUUUGGUAAAUGCACAUUAAAACAAAAUAGUGUGUUCUGUGUUUGCCAUGUGCCUGUCUUUUUGGUUUGUUGUUUUUUAGAAAAAGAUGGAUUUUUUAAUGCCAUUAUUGCAGGUGUUUAAUUGCAAACCUAUAACUGGGAAGGCUUGAAAACAUAUAUGCAACUGCUGGAAUCCAAGGGACUUUCUUGCAGAUAAUGGAGCAUUAAAGUUAUCCCUCAUUAAAAUACAGCAUAUAAAUUUGUUUUUAUUUUAUUAUUUUGAACUGUCAGCAGUUCAGCUGGCAGUGAACUCAACUUAGCACUAGUGUUGUGCUAAAAUAAAAUAGUAAGAUCUCAUUACAUCCAUCUUUAUAAAGCAUAUUUAAUUUUAACUGUAUAUGCAAAAAGACCAGUACUUUUACUCACAUGUAGUAUGUUACUGUAUAAGUGACUGUAUCAUGGGGACCAGGCUGAUGAUAUGCUAAUAUUAAAAAUUCAGCAUCUGUUAUUAAUGCCAGGUGGUUUUUCAUUCAUGAGAUUCGCUAAUAUCCUACAACUCAACAACAUAUAAUCAACAGCAAACAAUAUAUAGACUUGGGCAACAAGAUUCUAUAUAACAUAACUAUGAGUACUGAAAGUGGUACUUGCACAUCUCUUCGUAGUCUAUUAGCCUCUCUCACUCUACAGACAUGUAUGAAGAAAGUUCUUAUUAAGUAUGUAUAGAUAUUCUGUAUGCUAUACGAAGGGCAUGAUGCAGCCCACCUAAGCAUUUAAAAUCCCAUUAAUUGUAAUACAAAACAUAAGCACUUGCAUAGAUUUCUCCUAUAGAAAUCAAUGGAACUUGGGCUGGAUCAAUCACAACAAAAUACAACUUUUGGUGAACUCUAACUUUUACGUUGUAUUCUGUGCUGUCUAGAGGAUAAUUCUGUCCCAUUCUUUAACACACAAACAAAAAAACUCCAAAAAGAAUUAUGUUGAAGCUAAGAAAAUGGAAAAGUUUUCUAUGUAGAGGUGUGUUAAAAUGUAACGUAGCUCUGUUCUUGUGAUUCUAAAACUGGCAAAUGUUAAAGAGUAGUUAAUGGAACUAUGUGAUAAUAUACAAAAAUGCUUACAAUAUUUAUGUUGAUGUAUUUCAGCAAAAAUACUUUAUUUGUAACUGUGCAGUAUGUUGUAGCAUGGUACAGUGUCUUCCAAAAUUAAUUCUGCAAUUUUCCUCCUAAACAAUAAAAAACAAACUGAACAUA
Hemicordylus capensis (graceful crag lizard) is the source of this 4109-nucleotide messenger RNA. It is a transcript of the gene MAP7D2, whose product is annotated as MAP7 domain containing 2. Lineage: Eukaryota; Metazoa; Chordata; Lepidosauria; Squamata; Cordylidae. Gene Ontology annotation, cellular component: microtubule cytoskeleton. The transcript has 19 exons. Gene Ontology annotation, biological process: microtubule cytoskeleton organization. Bases 217 to 2454 code for a protein of 745 amino acids. The record is from RefSeq and is a predicted model, not a curated record.